AUGGGGAGCAGUUCUUCAGCCCUCAAAAUUUGCACUGAUCACCGAGGGGGCAUCAACUGGAUCAGCCUGAGUCCAGAUGGGCAGUGGCUGUUAACGGGCAGUGAAGAUGGGACGGCACGACUCUGGAGCACUGCCAACAACCAGUGCCAGACCCACUUUCAAGGCCAUGAAAGCUACAUCACAUUUUGCCACUUAGAAAAUGAAGUUGCUUUCACCUGCAGUGCGGAUCACACUAUCAGAAAAUGGGAUGUGAUGACCGGAAGAUGCCUCGCUAUUUAUCGUGGACACACAUCCAUCGUGAAUAGGAUCCUAGUUUCCAAGGAUUACCUCUUCAGUGGAUCCUACGACAGGACUGCACGCUGCUGGAGUGUGGAUAAGGAAAAACCGAUCCAGGAAUUCCGGGGCCAUCGCAACUGUGUCCUGGCCUUGGCACUCUACUCCUCGAAGGAUGUCCUCGAAGAGGAAGAGAUGGAGGAGGAGAUAGAAGAGGUGGAAGAGCUAAGUCAAGACUUUCUGGUGACAGGGAGCACAGACUGCACGGUCAAGGUCUGGUGGGUGUCCACUGGGCGCUGCCACCAGACCCUGCUGGGACACACUGGGGCUGUCUUGUGCCUUAUACUUGAUGCUCCAAACAGGGAGCUCUUUUCGGGAAGCACUGAUUACACCAUUCGGACCUGGAACAUUGUGACAGGGGAACAGUUGAGAGUCUUCAAAGAGCACCAAGGAUCCAUCAUUUGCCUAGAGCCAGGUCCCCACAGCCAGGCCCAUCCACGCCCCGACACCUGCCUUGCCUCACGGCUGCAGCACCAGCACAUCACUCAGCCCUCUGGUCCAUUGCGGCUGCAAGAAGUGGACCAGCAGCCAUGGGGGCUCCUACUGCACAUGGCUGCUGGUGCUGCCACUGCAAGGCAUGUGUCAGGAGGUGGAGGGCCCAACUGUGGGAGCUCAGAGGAUGCCUGGCUUUUAAGGGUAACAGCUGCUCUGUUGGAUUUCACAAAGGAACCUGGAGUAAUUUUCAGUAUGUUUACUGGAAGUGGUGAUACUUGUGCUCGGGCUUUUAAUACAAAGACUGGCAUUCUGCAAAGAGUGUUUCGGGGUCAUAAGUUGGUUAUUAACUGCAUCCAGAUUCACAAUGAAUUAUUGUACACAGCUUCCCAUGAUGGCACGCUGAGGAUCUGGGACAUCCGGCAGAUUUGUAAACGGAGCAAGUGUCGUUUGAAGGAACGGUCUAUCCAGGGUAGACAUUUCCAUAAGGGAAGCCUACCUCGCCUUUUCAACAACAAAGUGGGAUGUGUGCUCCAUCAGGAAAAUGGAGGGCCACGGGAAACGAUGGAACUUGAGUGA
Pseudonaja textilis is the source of this 1344-nucleotide messenger RNA. The record is from RefSeq and is a predicted model, not a curated record. Lineage: Eukaryota; Metazoa; Chordata; Lepidosauria; Squamata; Elapidae.